AUGCGAUUGAUUUUGCUUCUAUUUCUCCCCGUAUGGAUAAAUUGCUUCUACACCUCCAGCGAUGGAAUUGCUGAGCUCACUGACUCGAAUUUCGAUUCAAAAGUUUUAAAGAGCGAUCGCAUUUGGGUGGUAGAGUUUUACGCGCCUCAUUGUGGCCACUGUAAAUCGCUGGUUCCCGAAUACAAAAAAGCGGCGAAACUUUUGAAAGGAAUCGCAUCGAUUGGAUCGAUUGAUGGGACGAUUCAGAAGGCGUUACCGUCGAAAUACGGUAUUAAAGGGUGGCCAACGAUCAAAAUAUUCGGUUUGGGCGAUAAAUCGAAACCAAUCGAUUAUGAUGGACCAAGAACUGCAAAAGGAAUUGCGGAAGUGAUUCAGAAGACGAUUAAGAAGACGUUGGAGGAGAGAUCUGGAGGAAAAUCCAAAAAAUCCGAAAAAUCCUCGAAAAAAUCGGGAAUUUCUGGAAAAGUAGUCACUUUGACGGACUCGAAUUUCGAAAAAUUGGUUCUGAACAGUAAGGAUACUUGGAUGGUCGAAUUCUUCGCUCCCUGGUGUGGACAUUGUCAGAAAUUGGCUCCGGAGUGGGAAAAGGCGGCGAAAGCCAUGGCUGGGAAGAUUAAGUUCGGUACACUCGACGCAACCGCCCAUCAAUCGAUAUCUCGAAAAUUCGGAAUUCAAGGAUUUCCCACGAUCAAAUUCUUCGCUCCAGGAUCAACGUCAUCUGAUGGAGAGGACUAUCAAGGAGGGCGGACGUCAUCUGAAUUGAUCUCGUAUUCAGAAUCCAAACUAGAAGACGUCGUCAAUUCCAAAGAUCCAGAAGUCAUUGAAGGAACGUCAUCUGAUUCUAUUCAGGAGACGUGCCAGAAUCGACAAUUGUGCAUUUUCGCAUUCCUACCAUCGAUUUUCGAUUGUCAGGCGAAGUGUCGAAAUGAGAAAUUGGAGAUUUUGAGAAAAGUGGCCCAGAAUUUCAAAAAACGGUCGUUUGGAUGGGCUUGGUUGGAAGCAGGAGCCCAAUCUGAUGUUGAAAAGGCUUUUGAAAUCGGGGAUUCUGGCUAUCCGGUCGUUGUCGCGAUGAGUCCAUCUAAGCUGAAAUUCGCCACUCAAAUUGGCCAAUUUUCAGUGGACGGAAUCAAGGAAUUCUUGAAUUCGGUGACGUAUGGAAAAGGAAGAGUCCGAGAUGUGCAGCCCGCCCGUUUGUCUGGAAAUUGGCUGAAAAUCGUUGAAACAGCUCCAUGGGACGGCCUGGAUAAGGAACUUCCAAUCGUUGAGGAUAUCGAUUUAUCGGAUAUCGAUCUGGAUUCGUCGAAAUCGGAACUUUAA
Caenorhabditis briggsae is the source of this 1317-nucleotide messenger RNA. Gene Ontology annotation, molecular function: protein disulfide isomerase activity; protein-disulfide reductase activity. The record is from RefSeq and is a predicted model, not a curated record. Gene Ontology annotation, cellular component: endoplasmic reticulum lumen. Gene Ontology annotation, biological process: response to endoplasmic reticulum stress. The coding region runs from base 1 to 1317 and encodes 438 amino acids. Lineage: Eukaryota; Metazoa; Nematoda; Chromadorea; Rhabditida; Rhabditidae. The transcript has 6 exons.